GUUAAGCCGUUCCUCGCGGCGUGGAAACCAGGGCUUGUUAACGGUUUGAGCAAGCAUGGAGGGCGAAAUAAACAAGGAGGGCAUGGGCCUGCCCACGGUGCCAGCCGACGAGCUCCAAGCACAGCCGGACUGCAAGGCGUUGCGGCUUGCAAAGAAUGCCAUCUCGGUCUUUCCGGGCGGGGUCUUGCCCUUGGUGGCGAAGCUCCAACUACUGGAUUUGACGGGGAACAAGCUUUCCGGCGUCCCUGGUGAUCUGACUCGGUGCAGCGGCCUGCGCACGCUGCUGCUGAGCCACAACAGCCUGGCCGGUGUGCCCGACGCUGUUUUCGGGCUGGUGCGGCUGCGGCGGCUGGAGCUGGCGCGCUGCGGGCUGGCGGACGUGGACGGCGCCUGGUUCCAGCUGACGGCGCUCAAGCACCUGGACCUGUCCCACAACGACCUGCGCACGUUGCCGCCCGACAUCGGCUGGCUGCCGCUGGAGCCGGAGCGGGGCGAGGGCGCGGCAGCAGCAGCAGCAGCAGAGGAGGAGGAGGGGCCGGCUGCGGGGCCCUGGUCGGGGCCGGGGCUGCGACUGCAGGGCAACGCCAACCUGCGGCUGCCGGCGAGCGUGCUGGGGGCAGGCUUCCGAGCCGUCAUGAGCUACCUGCAGGUCAUCUGCGAGCAGCACCGGCUGGUGGAGCAGCACCUGGACAAGUUCGCGGCGCCGGCCACAGAGGGGGAGGGGGGGCUGCCCAUACGGUCUCGGCCCACCGACGCCAACGCGCUGUCUGCGCUGGUGGCCCGGCGGCUGGGCGCGGCGGCGGUGACGGGCGUGCUGGACGCCAAGUACUGCGGCACACCCGCGGCGCUGGCGGAGCUGCCCAAGCUGCAGGCGGUGUACGUGGCUGACGUGCGGCACAACGCCUGGCGCUCCGUCCCGGCCGAGGUGCUGCGGCUCAACGGGCUGGUGGUGCUCAACGCCUCGGACAAUGACAUCGAGAGCCUGGCGGACGGCGUGACGCCUCAGCACCUGGGUGUGCUGAACCUGUCCUUCAACCGCCUCGCCUCGCUGCCCGCCGCGCUGGGCGCCGCGCCGGUGCUGCAGCAGAUGUACCUGGCCAACAACCGCCUGGCCGACCUGCCGCGCACCUUCGCCUGCCUGCCCAUGGUGGACCUGUUCCUGUCGGAGAACGAGUUCGAAAAGGUCCCGGUGGCUGUGCUGGGCAUGAGCCAGCUGGCCAAGCUGUCCAUGGCCUGCUGCCGCCUGGCCGAGGUGCCGGACGCGCUGGGCAGCGUGGCCACACUCAAGUUUCUGGACCUGUCGUUCAACGCGCUGAGGGGCCUGCCCGACGGCCUGAGCCGCCUGACGCAGCUGAACGCGCUCAAUGUGUCGUUCAACCCGCUGGGCCCCGGCUUCCCCCCCGUGCUCACCGCCCUCACCUCCCUGCUGGAGCUCAACCUGGACCACACGGGCGUGGCGGAUGUGCCGGAGGGCGUGGGCGAGAUGCGGCGGCUGGAGGGGCUGCAGCUGGAGGGCUGCCCGCUGCCGCCCACAGAGGCCGCCCUGUACGCGGCAAACCCGCUGCUGCUGGUGCAGGUGCACAACACGGCGCUGACGUCACUGGACCUGUCGGGGCUGGGGCUGGACAAGGUGCCCAAGCUGGACCGGCUGCUGGGGCUGACGGCUCUGGACCUGUCCCACAACCGCCUCACGCGGCCGCCCACGGAGCUGCUGCCCCUCACACAGCUCGCCACGCUCAGCCUGAGGGACAACCCGCUGGUGCAGCCCUACGCCGCGCUACUGGAGGCGCAGGGCGAGAUGGCGGUGUUGGACCUGCUGAACCCCGCGGCGGACAAGCUGGACCUGGCGGGCUGCGGGCUGCGCACGGUGCCGGCCGAGGUGGCGCCGCACGCCGGCGUGCUGACGCAGCUCAAGAUGGCGCACAACCGCCUGGGCGCGCCGGCGGCCGACGGCGGCGGCGACGACGCGGCGGUGGGCGCGGCGGCUGCGGCUGCUGCUGCUGCGCUGCCGGACUGGCUGGACAAGUUCGGCAGCCUGAGCACUGUGGUGCUGGACCACAACUGCUUCACGGAGCUGCCGCCGGUCCUGGGCCGCCUGCCCAAGCUGUCCAUCCUCAUGGCCUCUUCCAACGCCCUGGCCGGCAGCCCGCUCACGCCCGAGCUGCUGGGCGGCGGCCUGAGCCGCCUGCAGGCGCUGGUGCUGCAGGGCAACGCCGUCGCGGAGCUGCCGCCGCUCAUAUCGCGGCUCACAGAGCUCAAGGCGCUGGUGCUCCAGUCCAACCAGCUGACGGUCCUGCCCGACCAGCUGUGCGGCUGCGUGGGUCUGCGGCUGCUGGACCUCUCCCACAACGCCCUGCGUGCGCUGCCCUCCGGCCUGGGCGCCCUGUCGCGCCUCAAGUCGCUCAAGCUGCACCACAACGCGCUGCCCAGCGUGCCGCGCGGGCUGAGCUGCCUGGGCGCCCUCACGGAGCUGCUGCUGUCGCACAACCCGCUGCCGCUGCAGGGCGCAGAGCUGAAUGCCACUGGCGCGCCCGCUGUGCGCAAGAUGGUGGCGGCGCUGCUGGACGCCUGCGCCGCGCUGCCCGCCGCCGCACACGCCGCCGAGCUGGAGGCGGCGGCGGCGGCCAUCGCCGCCAAGGCCGCCACCAUGAAGGCCAAGGAGGAGGAGGAGGCCGCGGCGGCGGCGGCCGUGGCGGAGGCGGAGGCGGCGGCAGCGGCGGUGGUGGCUGACCUGGAUGCGCUGCGGGAGGAGGAGGAGGCGCGCGCGGCGGCGCCGCCGCCUGCGGCGCCCGCGGAGGGCGAGAUCAAGACGCUGGAGGGCCCGGAGGCCAUCCAGCGGCGCGUGGAGGCGCUGCAGCGGGAGCUCCACGCCAUGCACCCGGACAGCAAGUGGGCGUACGUGGCCAAGCACGUGGAGACGCUGUCCAAGGACCCGCUCAGGCCCAAGUCGGGAGCAUGGCACGAAAACGUUCCCAUCAUGAACAUCCCGCGCAUCAUCGCCGCCAUCAGCUCGCCGCCGCCGCCGCCGCCCACCGGCCCCGGCGCCGACGGCAAGGGCGCGCCGGCGGGCCUUGACGCGGACGGCAAGCCACUGCGGCCGCAGGUGAUGCACCGCUUCAAGCGGGUGGUGGACCAGUCCGCAAUGGCCAUGCAGCUGCUCAACCGGGUGCAGGGCGUGCUGCAGCCCGGCGGCGGCGGCGGCGGCGGCGGAGCAGGAGGCGGAGCCCGAGGCAUGCCGCCACAGCCCAUGGGCAUGCCCGGCACGCCCGGCAUGAUGAUGCCGCCUCCCCCCGGCAUGUUCCCGCCGGGAAUGAUGCCUCCGCCUCCUGGGAUGUUCCCGCCUGGGAUGAUGCCCCCACCUCCGGGCAUGUUUCCUCCGGGCAUGAUGCCGCCUCCCCCCGGCAUGUUUCCCCCCGGCAUGAUGAUGCCUCCCCCGGGCAUGUUCCCACCUGGGAUGAUGCCCCCUCCCGGCAUGAUGCCUCCGGGUAUGAUGCCGCCCCCGCCGCCACGGUGAUCGCCAGCGCGUUAGUUGCGGGCAUGGGAAAUCAGGUGUGAGGCUGUUGUUGAUCCUUGGCAAGGGGGCCACGGGACCGUCGGGCGAGCAGAGCGCGCGUAGUGGUGUUGACUUGCACGGGUUUGCGAGUGGCGGUAGCGUGCAUGUAAGGAACCGAUCAUGCCAGCGUAUCGUGCAUGUAUUCUCAUGCGAAUGUACACUGUGCAAUCGAUGCAUACCUAACGCGCUUGAGCUUUGACCCCGGAGAAUCCAGCCAAUGCAGUUUUUUGAUGCAUCAGGAACCCGCACAGACCGGCUCUGAGAGAUGUGUAGGCUAGAGGGCGAACGCUGUAGGCAGAAGGACGCGCCGCAUAGGCGUGCGCUUUCUCGCUGGAAUAGUCAGAGCAGAGCAGGGGGGCGCUGUCGGAGUGCUCCAGGGGGGCUGCCGGCCUUCCGCAGCUUGUAAGGACUCAGGGCUGUAAGCUUGCGCCCAC
This is a messenger RNA of Chlamydomonas reinhardtii, 3987 nucleotides long. RefSeq lists its product as uncharacterized. The coding region runs from base 56 to 3514 and encodes 1152 amino acids. The transcript has 21 exons. Gene Ontology annotation, molecular function: protein binding. The record is from RefSeq and is a predicted model, not a curated record. NCBI's taxonomy places the organism in Eukaryota, Viridiplantae, Chlorophyta, Chlorophyceae, Chlamydomonadales, Chlamydomonadaceae.